AUGCUGACAAUUAGCCCUGAUGCUGCAAGACAUGAGCAAAAACUACCAGUGCAGGAGAACAAGCUGCUCCUGGCGCAGUUGAAGGAAGAGGUUCCGCGGCAGCUGCAGAUCAGCGGGUGGGUGACGCAGACCGAGUUCAACACGAAGGUGGCCGCCCUUGAGAGCUAUGACUACAACUUGGGUGGUGCCAUGGACUCUGCUUGGCUCUGCCUGUGUGGUGCCCUUGUCAUGUUUAUGCAUGCGGGCUUCGCGAUGCUGGAGACGGGCAGCUGCCGCGUGAAGAACGCCUCCAACGUCUUGAUGAAGAACUUGGUGAACCUAGGCACGGCUUUCGCAUGGAACGUCUGCGUGGGCACGCUGGGCUGGUGGGUCUUUGGCUGGGCCUUUGCCUAUGGCGACCAGGGAACUCCCAAGAAUGGAUUCAUCGGAACGAGCGAGUUCUUCGGCAUCGGCUUCUACACCACGGAUGCCACCACCGGUGUCAUCACGCCUUCAACUUGCGAUUCCAGCGGAUGCCAGAGCAAGAUGUUGAGCUGGUUCUUUCAGUGGGCAUUUUGCACGGCCGGAGCCACGAUCGUGAGCGGUGGCGUGGCUGAGCGUGUGAAGAGCCCUACGUAUGCGGUGUAUGCCUUCUUCAUGGCCAGCUUCAUCUACCCCAUCAUCGUCGCGUGGUCCUGGGGCGGUGGCUUCUUGGCCACCAUCACUUCCGUUGGCUACAUGGACUUUGCCGGCAGUGGUGUGGUGCACUUGACAGGUGGUGUGAGCGCCUUGGCAGGCACCAUCGUGCUCGGCCCACGCAAGGGCCGCUUCGAGAAUCCGGAGGAGUUCGAGUGCCACAACUUGCCCCUCGUCGUCUUGGGUACCUUUGCGCUGUGGUUCGGCUGGUACGGCUUCAACCCGGGCUCCACGCUCGGAAUGCACGACGGAGCUACGGGUGCUUUGGCUGCGCAAGUGGCCAUGAACACAACCCUGUCCGCGGCCACCGGCGGCAUCACGGUCUUCCUGCUGCGCUAUCUCAUCUUGAAGAAGUAUGAUGUGGGUGGCCUGUGCAAUGGUAUCCUGGCAGGUUUGGUGUCCAUCACUGCCGGAUGCGGCAACGUGGAGUGCGGCAGCGCCUUUGCUAUCGGCCUGGUUGGUGCCUUUGUGUACCAAGCCUCCUCCAUGCUGCUGCAGAAGCUGAAAAUUGACGAUCCUGUGGACGCCGCCCCAGUGCACGGCUUCUGUGGCAUCUGGGGAGUGCUCGCGGCAGGCUUCUUGGAUUGGGGCAAGGGCGUUGACCACUACCACGGCUGGUCAGGAUUUGGCUGUGUGAUGGACGGUGCCGCCUGCAAGACUGGCCUCUUCGGUGAUGCCAUCGGUGCGCAGUUCGCCCUCAUCGCCAUGGUCAUCGUCUGGUCCGGUGCGCUCUCCGGCCUGGCCUUCUUCGCCCUGAAGAUGACAGGCCUCCUGCGCAUCUCCGAGGAGGUGGAGGAGGUGGGCAUCGACACCCAGAGCCACUCCCCGCCCAAGGCCUACUCCCUGGGCGGGGCAGGAGCCAUCGAACAGCACAAAACAAUGCUUCAACAGCGCAAAGCCAGGAGCAUGAAGUUCUUGCUAAUCAUUGCGACGCUUGUUGUCGCGGUCGCUGGCGAUGCCGCACUCUUUGCAGAGGUGGAGGCCCUUCGAGCUGAAGUCCGAGAGCGCCAAGCAUCCUUGGAGGAGCAGCGUGCAGAGAUCCUUGCACUGCGGGAUGCGCGGCAGCUGCAGAUCAGCGGGUGGGUGACGCAGACCGAGUUCAACACGAAGGUGGCCGCCCUUGAGAGCUAUGACUACAACUUGGGUGGUGCCAUGGACUCUGCUUGGCUCUGCCUGUGCGGUGCCCUUGUCAUGUUUAUGCAUGCGGGCUUCGCGAUGCUGGAGACGGGCAGCUGCCGCGUGAAGAACGCCUCCAACGUCUUGAUGAAGAACUUGGUGAACGUCUGCGUGGGCACGCUGGGCUGGUGGGUCUUUGGCUGGGCCUUUGCCUAUGGCGACCAGGGAACUCCCAAGAAUGGAUUCAUCGGAACGAGCGAGUUCUUCGGCAUCGGCUUCUACACCACGGAUGCCACCACCGGUGUCAUCACGCCUUCAACUUGCGAUUCCAGCGGAUGCCAGAGCAAGAUGUUGAGCUGGUUCUUUCAGUGGGCAUUUUGCACGGCCGGAGCCACGAUCGUGAGCGGUGGCGUGGCUGAGCGUGUGAAGAGCCCUACGUAUGCGGUGUAUGCCUUCUUCAUGGCCAGCUUCAUCUACCCCAUCAUCGUCGCGUGGUCCUGGGGCGGUGGCUUCUUGGCCACCAUCACUUCCGUUGGCUACAUGGACUUUGCCGGCAGUGGUGUGGUGCACUUGACAGGUGGUGUGAGCGCCUUGGCAGGCACCAUCGUGCUCGGCCCACGCAAGGGCCGCUUCGAGAAUCCGGAGGAGUUCGAGUGCCACAACUUGCCCCUCGUCGUCUUGGGUACCUUUGCGCUGUGGUUCGGCUGGUACGGCUUCAACCCGGGCUCCACGCUCGGAAUGCACGACGGAGCUACGGGUGCUUUGGCUGCGCAAGUGGCCAUGAACACAACCCUGUCCGCGGCCACCGGCGGCAUCACGGUCUUCCUGCUGCGCUAUCUCAUCUUGAAGAAGUAUGAUGUGGGUGGCCUGUGCAAUGGUAUCCUGGCAGGUUUGGUGUCCAUCACUGCCGGAUGCGGCAACGUGGAGUGCGGCAGCGCCUUUGCUAUCGGCCUGGUUGGUGCCUUUGUGUACCAAGCCUCGUCCAUGCUGCUGCAGAAGCUGAAAAUUGACGAUCCCGUGGACGCCGCCCCAGUGCACGGCUUCUGUGGCAUCUGGGGAGUGCUCGCGGCAGGCUUCUUGGAUUGGGGCAAGGGCGUUGACCACUACCACGGCUGGUCAGGAUUUGGCUGUGUGAUGGACGGUGCCGCCUGCAAGACUGGCCUCUUCGGUGAUGCCAUCGGUGCGCAGUUCGCCCUCAUCGCCAUGGUCAUCAUCUGGUCCGGUGCGCUCUCCGGCCUGGCCUUCUUCGCCCUGAAGAUGACAGGCCUCCUGCGCAUCUCCGAGGAGGUGGAGGAGGUGGGCAUCGACACCAAGAGCCACUCCCCGCCCAAGGCCUACUCGCUUUCGCAGUGA
Messenger RNA from Symbiodinium natans, 3144 nucleotides. NCBI's taxonomy places the organism in Eukaryota, Dinophyceae, Suessiales, Symbiodiniaceae. The record is from the annotation of a GenBank genome assembly.